CUGCCCUAGAGGAGACACAGCGGAGAAAGUAUUCCCUGCGGGAUACAUCCCAGGGAUCCCCAGGAUACAGGCAGAGAGCUGCGAUAUCACCCAAGGAAGGAAAACCAGGCAGCUCCAAGGAAGCCAUCACCCACAGCCCACGAGUGACCCCAUGGCAUCACCCAGCCGGGAGGGUCUGGGGGUCCUCCUGGGGCUCCUCCGCCCCCUCUCGCCGCGCUCGUCGCCCUCUGCCCCCUCCGUUUGUUGUUCUUGGCUGGGUUUGAGCUCUGUCUAAAUUUAGGCGGCUCUAUUUCAACACUCUGCGCGGGGAAGGGGACGGAGCAAAGGUAACCGCGGAGGAGACGGCGCACGGCGGGGUCUGCUUUUUCCGCACCCCGGGGUUUAUGCCGCGAGGCCAUGCGGGUGCUUAGGGCGCUGGGUGGUGUUUUCCCGGCCGUCACCCCAUGGAUCUGCCCGGUUGUCCCUCGGGGCAGAGUUGGGUGACAAGGACAAGCCAACCCGCGUGUCCGCCAGGGAAGGAGCUCCCUGCGCCGGGAGACAGCUCGGAAAGGGCUGACGCAGGAGAGCUGCUGAAUGAAGGCAGGAGAAGCCAGCGGGUGAGCAACCCCCGAGGAUCUGCAUGGAUUGGAAUGGGGAAACCUGCCUGCCGUAAGAGCCCAAGGCAGCUGGAAAAGCCCAGCUUCUUCCUCCGCGCUCUCCUCCUCCUCCUCUUCUGCAGGAAUGUUUCUUCCCAGUGCAAGAUCCGGCGCUGCAACUCCGAGUACGUGGCCGCCACCCUCAACCUGCGCCGCUCCGACCGCAACGCGGUGUACUGCAACGCCCUCCGCUCCUACUCCCACUGCACCCGCAAGAUCGCUCGCACGUGCCGGGGCAACCUGGCUUACCACUCAGCCGUCCACGGCAUCGAGGACCUCAUGAUCCAGAACAACUGCUCCAAGGAAGGUCCCACCUUGCCGCCGCGGCCGCGGCCGCUGGCUCCCAACCAUCAGGGCUUUGAGUCUCUCUUCAUGUGCAACUACGAGAAGAGUUUCCUCUACAAGCACGGACGGCUGCCCCGCUACCAGCACUGCGCGACUUUUGGGGACCCCCAUAUCCGCACUUUCCAUGACGAUUUCCAUACGUGCCAGGUGGAGGGCUCCUGGCCGCUCUUGGACAAUGACUAUUUGUUUGUGCAAGCAACCAGUUCUCCGGUGGUGAACGGGUCCAAUGCUACAGUCACCAGCAAGCUCACCAUCAUCUUCAAGAACAUGAAGGAAUGCAUCGACCAGAAGGUUUACCAGGCUGAGAUAGACAACCUCCCGGCAGCCUUCGAGGACGGCUCGGUCAACGGCGGGGAGAGACCUGGUGGAAGCAGUUUGACUAUCCGGGAUCUCAACCCCAGGCGGCACGUGAUGAUCCGUGCAGAAUACAUCGGCACCACCAUCGUCAUCCGUCAGGCCGGCCGGCAGCUCUCCUUCUCCAUCCGGGCAGCCGAGGAGGUGGCCCGUGCCUUCACGGAGGAGCAGGACCUCCAGCUCUGCGUGGACGGCUGCCCCCGCAGCCAACGCAUCUCCCGCAGCGAGGGCUGCCACGGCCGCACCACCACCGAGGCGGCUCGGGCGCUCUGCAAGGAGAAGCUGCCCGUGGAGGACGUCUACUUCCAGUCAUGCGUUUUCGAUGUGGUGACCUCGGGGGAUGCCAACUUCACCAUCGCGGCUCACGGCGCCUUGGAAGACGCCAGGGAUUUCCUCCCCAACACUUCGAAACUGCACAUCUUCCAGGCUGGGGCAGGAUGCUCACGGGUCUCUUCUUCCUCCCUCCUCCUCCUCCUCCUCACCACUUGCCUUCUGGCCGUCUUGUUGCAUUUUUAACCCUCCCUGGUGUUGCGUACAGCACACAGAAAGAAACACGGGGUGAAGACAUAACCUCUCUGCCCCUCAAAGUCUUCCCGGGAACUUCCUUUACACCUCUCUUCCAGUGUUAUUGCAGCAGACUUUUACUCAGGAACCUUAUAGAUUCAGAAAUAAUCGCCUCAAAGCCCAGAUCCCCAAUUAUCAGAAGUCAAAAAAGAUGUUGUUUGGUGGAUUUGGAGCCCUUUCACCCAACUGCUACCAAAGCAACGUGAGAGUGAAGCAAGGCGAUAAGUCGGUUAUUGAAGUUUGAGACCAAGGUUUGAGUUUUUUUGAGCUAAAACCCAACCUUUUCCCACCGCGUUCUCCUCUCUCUGGAUGAGUAAUGCGCUCAUUUCCAGCGUCGGGUGCUGCAGAGCAUCAGGACUUUGGCGUUUCAGGCUACGGUUGCUAUUUGUCCGUGUUGUCUCGGCACCUGUUUCAGACUCGCUAUCGCCAGUUCUGGACUUGGCGUUAAGGAAAAAACCCCCUCUCCCUUGGGCUCAGCUUUCUCGCUGCCGCGAGCCCAUCCGAACCCAAUCCAGACUGCAGGUUUCCCAUCCAAAAGGGGAAUUAAGAAGGAAGAGGCAGAGCUGGCAAAACGCCAUCGAGCAACAUCAACGGGCGGAUGUACGGAGAUACGGAGGUGAGGCCAAACGAGAUGUUUAAUAUAUUUAAGAGGUUGUAAGUAAAGCAGAGAAGAGUUGUAUAUGAUAAGAAAUAUUUUCCAUGUUCAAAGAGUUCUUUUAUUUUCAGUAAAGAGGGCUCACAUUAAAACUUUUGCCCCACGGAGGUGGAAAGAAGAGCCUCGCGAAGCCCUUCCGGAGGCAGAGGAUGAAGCUGACAGCCCCGGGCAGGGUUUGGGCAGCGUGGGGAGAGAGAACUCCAGCUGGAAAGCAAGGUCUCACAGCUCACGUUUCAGCAGAUCUGAUGUUACUCGUCAGGGUUUUUUUGAUGGUUCUGCUGAAGGCAUAAAGAGUAAAUACUGAGACGUCUCUUAGAUCUCGGCAGAUUUCCUCUCCGACGCGUACUAGAAGCACACCGUGACACAGCGUGAGAGUUGCUCUGCCUCGCGUGUGCCGCCCUCGCUAAUCCCCGAGCGUUUUGACAUUAAAGAUGGCUAUUUUUGAAGCCCUCAUUUCCUGUCAUCCGUCUCUUUAUUCCUUUGGUCGGCAGCAGCAGGUGAAGAUAAUAAUAUCUCGCCUUCCACCCACCGCUCCUCUUACUCCGGAGCUCUUUCUGGUCUAUAUAUACACGAACGGGGAGAAGAAACCAAGCCUGCCUCACGCUCCACCGACGUGCAGGAGACUGCAGGUCCUCACGGGAACAGCGUUCCCCAUCGAGAUAAAGCCCUCGAGAGCCCAAGGAGGCUGUGAGGUUGAUAGAGACGGAGGUCCUUAUAGAAAUGGGGUUGACUCGGUCCAGUAAUCAAAGACAGCCACUUCCAGGGUGCGAAACGGCAGCUCACGGCGAUGUCACACAACGGUCAGAAAGAGCAUCAUGGUCACCACAGGGAGAGAUUUUAUGAUAGAGAAUAUAAUUGUCCUUCAGAUUUUGGCCAACAGACCCAACCAACAACUCCAUGGGGAAGGGGGCGUCCCUAAUGGAGAGAUAGAAUCAUUAGGUUGGAAAAGACCUUUGAGAUCAUCAGCUCCAACUGAACCCAUCCACUAUUAAACCAUGUCCCCAAGCACCUCAUCUCCAGCCUUUUAAACCCCUCCAGGGAUGGGGACUCAACCACCUCCCUGGCAGCCGUUCCAGGGCUCGAGAACCCUUUCGGUGAAGAAGUUUUUCCUGAUGUCCAAUCUAAACUUCCCCGGACGCAGCUCGAGGCCGUUCCCUCUCGUCCAUCUCCUCUCACUGGGGAGAAGAGAUCAACACCCGCCUCUCUGCAACCUUUUAGGUGGUUCUGGAGAGCAAUAAGGUCUCUCCUCAGCCUCCUCUUCUCCAGCUGAACACCCCCAGGACCCUCAGCCCUCAUAACUUUGUUCUCCAGCUCCUUCCCAGCUCCGUUCCCUUCUCCGGAUGUGCUCCAGGACCUCAAGGUCUUUCUUACAGUGAGGGGCCCAAAGCAGGAUUUGAGAUGCAGCUUCACUCGUGAUGAGUAGAAGGGGAGAAUCUCCCUGUGGGAUGAGGCUCUCACUGGCUGGUGACCCUUGUAGAAGAGCAGGGCCAUGCUCGCCAUCUCAGACCCAGCUUCUUGGUAGC
Molecule: messenger RNA, 4076 nt
Organism: Cuculus canorus (common cuckoo)
Lineage: Eukaryota; Metazoa; Chordata; Aves; Cuculiformes; Cuculidae
Gene: HJV
Product: hemojuvelin BMP co-receptor
Exons: 4
Coding region: 444-1850 (468 amino acids)
Biological process (GO): BMP signaling pathway
Cellular component (GO): plasma membrane
Molecular function (GO): coreceptor activity
Source: RefSeq, a predicted model, not a curated record